Molecule: messenger RNA, 405 nt
Organism: Glycine soja
Lineage: Eukaryota; Viridiplantae; Streptophyta; Magnoliopsida; Fabales; Fabaceae
Exons: 4
Coding region: 1-405 (134 amino acids)
Source: RefSeq, a predicted model, not a curated record
AUGUCAACUCAAAGGGAAAUCACAGAGAGCGGAGCUAUGAGGAAACGAAUGAAACCUGAGGUGGUAGAAAAGGUAGGAGAUGAAACAAAAUCAAAGACUGUAGAGGAGGAAGAAUUUGAGGCGAACAUUGCUGGAUCUGAAGAAAUGGAACUCAGUAUCUCUCUUAUUCUUGAGAAGAUUGAGAAUUAUACUCAGAUGGUAUAUGAGCUCCUAGAAUCAGGAAAAACAAUGUUGAAGGAGCUAACCAAUGCAUUUGAAGGGAAACUGAUUAUGAUUCACAAGGAGCAAGUGGAAAAAUGGCAAGAAGAAAUCAGAGAAUUGUGUGCACUCGAUGCCUCAAAUGAAGAAGCCAAUGCUCUUUUGCUUAAUGCUCGAUAUCUUCUUCAGCCCACUUGUGAUCAUUAG